AUGGGAUCUGGUAGUUCUGUAAAUGCCAACUACAAGUACUCUCUGCAGAAGUCUGAAAAUGCUUUCAAGGCAGCCGUCUUGAUCCAACGCUGGUAUCGGCGCUACGUUGCUCGGCUGGAAAUGCGCCGGCGUUGCACUUGGAGAAUCUUUCAAUCCAUUGAGUAUGCUUGUGAGCAGGAUCAGAUCAAGCUUCACAACUUCUUCAGUUACCUCAUGGACCACUUCACGCCAAGCAGCAGUAAAGAGAGGGAUUUUAUCAGUCGCAUGUUCAUAAGUGGGGAAAGCUUCAAAGAGGCAGAGCUGGAAAAAUACUGUGACUAUGAAUCCGUGGAGGUGCCAGACUCCUACACUGGACCCCGUCUCUCUUUCCCACUCCUUCCUGAUCAUGCAACUGCCUUGCUGGAAGCUUUUAAACAGAAACAACAGCUCCACGCUCGCUAUGUCUUAAAUCUUCUGCAUGAGACGAGGAAGCACCUCAAGCAGUUGCCAAACAUCAGUCAUGUCUCCACCUGCUAUAGCGAGGAGGUCACCGUGUGUGGAGACUUGCACGGCCAGCUGGAUGACUUGUUCCUCAUAUUUUAUAAGAAUGGCCUUCCUUCCCCUUCCAAGUCCUACGUGUUCAAUGGGGACUUUGUAGACAGAGGCAAACAGUCUCUCGAGAUCCUCAUUGUCCUCUUUACCUUCCUCUUGAUCUAUCCAAAGGAGGUUCAUCUCAACCGUGGGAAUCAUGAAGACCACAUGGUCAACUUACGGUAGGGGUUCUGUGCGGGACUGAUCGCAAUGUCAGGGGUGUUGCUGCGAAAUCCCACUGAACUUCUUUUCUCCUGUUUCUUCAGCUACGGUUUCACCAAGGAAGUAAUGCAGAAAUACAAGGUGCAUGGGAAGAAAAUCUUGAAGAUGAUUCAGAAUGUUUUCUGCUGGCUGCCCCUGGCCACCCUGAUUGAUCAGAAAGUCCUCGUUAUACACGGGGGCAUCUCUGACACCACUGACCUGGACAUGCUUGAGAAAAUUCAAAGGAAUAAAUUUAUUUCUGUAUUAAGAGGGAAGAAAAGAAAGGAGUCAAAUAUAAAUGUGGAAAUACAGGAAAUAAACGGGGAGAACAAAGUAGAGGCUGACCCGGCAAGGAACGAGGUAGCCCCCAGUUUAUCUCCACAGUCCCGGCCAGCCCAGGCUCCCAGCAUGGCCAACAGGCUGGAGUUCUCCAGGUGGGUCCGGCAGACGGUGCAAGAGCAAAUCGAGUGGUGCCGCCGGCUGGUGGACAUCAGCGAGUCAGAGGAGGAGGAGCUCACCUAUUCCAGCGUGGUCUCCUUGACGGAUCUGGACGGGCCGUGCUGGACUCGCCAGGAGGAGUGGAAGCAGAUUUUAGACAUUCUCUGGAGUGACCCUGUGCCCCAGGAGGGCUGCAGAGUAAACACGGUGCGAGGUGGUGGCUGCUACUUCGGGCCUGACGUGACAGGGAAGAUCCUUGAGAAGUACAGCUUGCAGUUCCUCAUCCGCUCCCACGAGUGCAAGCAAGAGGGCUACGAGUUCUGUCACAAUCGGAAGGUGCUGACCAUAUUUUCAGCCUCAAACUACUAUGAGAUUGGCAGCAACAGGGGAGCCUAUGUGAAGCUGGGGCCGGACCUCGUCCCCCAUUUUGUUCAGUACCAAGCGAACAAGACAGCCCAUACUCUCACUAUGACCCAAAGAAUCAGCAGAGUAGAGGAGUCGGCCUUUCGAGCCUUGCGGGAAAAGCUCUUUGCUCACACCUCAGCCCUCAUCAGCGCGUUCAAGGCCUACGAUAUGGAUAAUACGGGAAGGAUCACACUGAGCAACUGGGCGACAGCAGUGGAGUCAGUCUUGCACCUGGGCUUGCCCUGGCGAAUGCUGAGACCGCAGCUGGUGCGCAGCACGGUGGACGGCAUGCUGGAGUACAAGUCCUGGCUCGAUGACUUGGCCAUGGAGCAGCGGAGCCAAGAGCACAUCCAGUCGAGCUUGCUGGAAGUCAUUUAUCGAAACAGAUCCAAUUUGGAGACCAUAUUCAGGAUCAUAGACAGAGAUCAUUCAGGUCUCAUCUCAUUUGAGGAAUUCCACCAAACCUGGAAGCUGUUCAGCUCCCACAUGAACAUUGAACUCACGGAUGACGGGAUCAAUGACUUAGUUCGUAGCAUUGAUUUCAAUAAGGAUGGAAACAUCGACUUCAAUGAGUUCCUAGAAGCCUUCCGCCUUGUCAAACAGUCACAGUAG
Molecule: messenger RNA, 2226 nt
Organism: Gavia stellata (red-throated loon)
Lineage: Eukaryota; Metazoa; Chordata; Aves; Gaviiformes; Gaviidae
Gene: PPEF2
Product: protein phosphatase with EF-hand domain 2
Exons: 15
Biological process (GO): detection of stimulus involved in sensory perception; negative regulation of MAPK cascade
Cellular component (GO): cytosol; nucleus
Molecular function (GO): protein serine/threonine phosphatase activity; Hsp90 protein binding; iron ion binding
Source: RefSeq, a predicted model, not a curated record